Penaeus indicus is the source of this 2917-nucleotide messenger RNA. RefSeq names its product nicotinamide/nicotinic acid mononucleotide adenylyltransferase 1-like (gene Nmnat). The transcript has 7 exons. NCBI's taxonomy places the organism in Eukaryota, Metazoa, Arthropoda, Malacostraca, Decapoda, Penaeidae. Gene Ontology annotation, molecular function: nicotinamide-nucleotide adenylyltransferase activity; nicotinate-nucleotide adenylyltransferase activity. The record is from RefSeq and is a predicted model, not a curated record. The coding region runs from base 263 to 1075 and encodes 270 amino acids. Gene Ontology annotation, biological process: NAD+ biosynthetic process.
AUUUAAAUCGCCUCCGGCCCUGGCCAGCAGCGAGUGUCUCCUUUCGUAAAAGAAUUAUGGUAUUUUUCCCCGCGAGAAAAGCCCCGAGGCGCCACGAGUAGGCCCUCCCGCCCAGGCCGCCAUCCGGACAGGGCGCGGGCGGAGCGCAAGGGCAAAAUGUCAACAAAGGCGGCGUUGCGUCACCGUGGCGGCGCCAGUCGAUAGGCCUUCGCGGUCGCCGUCGUCGCUCCUGGUCUCGAGCCGUGCACGGGAGCCGCUCACGAUGACGGGCUCCCAUCGCGUGGUGCUGCUGGCGUGCGGCUCCUUCAACCCGCCCACCAACAUGCACCUCAGGAUGUUCGAAAUUGCACGGGAUUUUCUUCACAGAACUACAAAUUAUAAUGUAGUAGCGGGCUUGAUAUCUCCAGUCCAUGACAAAUAUGGGAAGGAGGGUUUAGUAAAUGCAAGUGAUCGUAUACAGAUGUUACGUCUAGCGCUGAAUUCCUCGUCAUGGGUACACGUGAGCGAGUGGGAGACACAGCAGGACGAGUGGACGCCAACACGAGAAGCUGUUCAAUACCAUCAGAAUUUGAUUCAGUCCACUUUGCGCAAACUGGGCAACUCCUCCAUCAGUGUAAGGAGACAUGGACGGGAGUUGGUGGACUCUGUGGUCAAUGGAAAUGUGGAUCCCACAGUGAAGCGACAGCGCCUUGACAGCAGCACGUCAUGGCUGACACACCUAGCAGGCUCAACAGAUCCUGUCUCCGUUAAACUUCUCUGUGGUGCUGAUCUUUUAGAGUCUUUUGCACGACCAGGCCUCUGGAAGGAUGAGGAUAUAGAAGCUCUGGUUGGAAAAUACGGGAUUGUUGUGAUAACACGAGAAGGCAGCAAUCCCUACAAGUUUAUAUACGAGUCUGAUGUGCUUACUAGGCAUCAGAAAAAUAUUCACAUUGUAACUGAAUGGAUCACCAAUGAAGUAAGCUCUACAAAGGUUCGCCGAGCCCUGAGACGUGGUGAAAGUGUCAAGUAUCUAGUGCAAGACAGUGUCAUAGACUAUAUCUACAAGAAUGCCUUGUACAACACACACAACAAGUGAGUGUUGGCGCACAUAGGAUCACAUUAUUUUAAUUAUUUAAAUGCACUUUCCAUGUUGCUUAUUUUACUUUCAAUGUUGCUUUUUUAUCAUUCUCUGCACUCCAGCCUAGUCAAUUCUUAGGCAUCUGUCCCACUGUUGCAGGACUGUGUUCAGCUACAUGUAAGCAAAAGAAAGAUAUUGUUGCAAUGUUUAUAAUUGGAUUAGACUUGGUUAGAGGAAUUACUAGGCAGUUCAAAUUUUGCAAAUUCAUUGAACCUGUAUAUUUAACAUUGUGACAGUAUUUUCUUUAUCCCUAUGAAUUAGCUUUAAGAAGCCUUUUGCAGUAUAGAGGGUGAAUACUUUCAACAAUGGUAUUGUAUGAAAAGGUUAGGGUGAGUGAGAGAAAUAUUGCAUGUUGUAUGUUUGUGUAACUUUAAGCAUGUGUGAAUAAGAGAAUAUCUUUGUAUUUGUAUGUGUGUGUGUAUGUAUGCAUGCAUGUCUAUGUGUCCCUGUGUGCACAAGAGUGUUGGGUGUGUUUUGUACAUUUGUAUGUUCUGUGUAUAUAUGUGUAAUGUUUGUGAACCAAUGUGCACAUACAUUUUUCCAAACAGGCACUUGCAAACAAAUAUAUAUGUAAGUCAAGGUACAAAUAUAUAUUUGCACGUUGACUUACAUUGAUACACUCUAUAUAAAUCCAGUAUUUAAGGAUUAAAGGGUAUACAAUUUUUAGUUGGGAAUAAUUUCAUGACAGACUUUAAAAAGUAGAAUUUUAAUUAGACCAAAUCAGACAGACAGGGGAUAUUAACAGCUACCUUUUGAUCAGCAUAAUAAUAAACCCUUAUUGUUUUGUACAAUGAGAUAACAAAAAACCAUCUGACUGGAGUCUGUCAUAUCUACUAUUAAAACUACCAUUAUAAAUCUCCUCCAAUUAAUGUCCCAAACUUAGUAAAACUUAAACACUGAAUUUUGUGGAUUAAUCCCCCUCUUGGAACACUUGGGCAUCUCUUAUACUAGAAAAUACUACACUGACAAAGAGAGUAAAUGUGUGAGUGUGUGAGUGAGAGGAAGUACGUGCAAGUAAGCAAGUAAGUGUGUGAGCGAGUGAAUGUGUGUGUGAAUGUGUGUGUGAGUGUGUGUGUGAGUGUGUGUGUGAGUGUGUGUGUGAGUGUGUGUGUGUGUGUGUGUGUGUGUGUGUGUGUGUGUGUGUGUGUGUGUGUGUGUGUGUGUGUGUGUGUGUGUGUGUGUGUGAAUGUGUGUGUGUGUGAAUGUGUGUGUGUGUGAGUGAGUGAGUGAGUGAGUGAGUGUGUGAGUGUGUGAGUGAGUGAGUGAGUGAGUGAGUGAGUGAGUGAGUGAGUGAGUGAGUGAGAGAGAGAGAGAGAGAGAGAGAGAGAGAGAGAGAGAGAGAGAGAGAGAGAGAGAGAGAGAGAGAAUGUAAAUAUAUGUAUGUAUAAAAGCAUAUAGACCCCAAUUCUUCCACCUAUAUACAUGUGUUUGUAUUUGAUGACUUCUACAGAGGUGUAGCAAAAACAGACUUCUGCAGAGAAUGUGUAGCAAAAACAAUUCUAGUAUAAUUUAUCCUAAAAAAAUCCGACAUCUUGCUCAUAGUAAUGCUCAAGGCAGGAAAGGUUCCAUGAUUUGCCUUAUGGUUCAUGGAUGUUCACAGUAAAAGAUAACUAUCCUUACCUCUAGUGCAGUUCUGGAAACCAUUCAAGUAAUAGACACAAAAAAUGCUUUCAGUAUUUAACCUUUAGUUUUUCUUACCUUGAAUCAAGGAAACAUAUUUUUUUAUGUACAUAGGCUGAAUACUGUUUUAUUUAUGUAAAACACUUUUUUUCUAUGGUAAUAAAAUUUAGGCUUCUUAAA